AUGGUUUCAGUCAGAAAAAGAAAGAUGGCUCGUUCGAGCGUCGGGAAAGUGAGUAGGAGGAAGAAAGACACGCACAAAAAGAUACGCAAGUUUGGAAAUCAAAUUAUAGCUGAAAACUGGGAUAACAAACUCACGCUAUCACAAAAUUACGAAAGAUUAGGACUUAAAGUGCGACUUGGAAAGAAAACCGGAGGAGUGGAGAAGAAUUUGAAAGUUAUAAAACCGAUAAAGGUUGAUGAUGAAGAUGAGGGUGACCUAGUUGACGAUGAUGAAAACAAAAAGGAAGCGGAUCAAGAGAAAAUAGAUCCCUAUGAUCCGGCAAACAUUCUUGAGGGUACGGCAAAGCUGAUAAAGAAUGAUGAUGGAAAAGUUGUAAAAGUUAUAUACGGUACUAAGAAAUUGGAUGCUGAAGAACAGGAUAGUAAUGUUAUAGAAAUAAGCAGAAAGGUGACAAAAGAUUCCAGCGUGGUGAAAGCGCUUGAAAAAUUAGCUUCAUCUGAGGUGAAACAUGAAAAACUAAUCAGUGAAAGGGAGAUCGAAUGGCUAAGGAAGCUCGAGACCAAAUAUGGUGAUGAUUUUGAAGCUAUGAAAUGGGACCGCAAGCUUAAUCCUUUCCAGGAGAGCACCGGUAAACUUAGAAAGCGCUUCAAAGAUUUACAUGAAUUUGAAGAAAGGCAUAAUGAUACCGAGGAACGAGCUUGA
Messenger RNA from Brettanomyces bruxellensis, 702 nucleotides. RefSeq lists its product as uncharacterized. NCBI's taxonomy places the organism in Eukaryota, Fungi, Ascomycota, Pichiomycetes, Pichiales, Pichiaceae. The record is from RefSeq and is a predicted model, not a curated record. The coding region runs from base 1 to 702 and encodes 233 amino acids. The transcript has a single exon. Gene Ontology annotation, cellular component: nucleolus. Gene Ontology annotation, biological process: ribosomal large subunit biogenesis.